Messenger RNA from Silurus meridionalis, 1300 nucleotides. RefSeq names its product RAB7b, member RAS oncogene family (gene rab7b). The transcript is spliced from 6 exons. Gene Ontology annotation, biological process: endosome to lysosome transport; phagosome-lysosome fusion. The record is from RefSeq and is a predicted model, not a curated record. Lineage: Eukaryota; Metazoa; Chordata; Actinopteri; Siluriformes; Siluridae. Gene Ontology annotation, molecular function: GTP binding; GTPase activity. The coding region runs from base 211 to 831 and encodes 206 amino acids. Gene Ontology annotation, cellular component: lysosome; phagocytic vesicle; late endosome.
CGUCAGUCCCUUGUGACGCCGCAGCCAUGUUCGCCUAGAGGAAGGCGUUCAGUCUCCUCAGCAGAUGUGUUCCUCCAUAACUCAACCCUGGUUAGGAAAUUGAUUGUUUCGACACUAUUUAGGCAUUGAAUUUAUUUUUUUCAGACGGAUAUCAACGCUGUCUUUGUGUUUCGGAAGUGAAAAGCCGGUAGGAGAUCUGGUCUAGACAUCAUGGCCUCUCGCAAGAAGGUGCUGCUUAAGGUGAUCAUCCUUGGAGAUUCUGGGGUUGGAAAGACUUCUCUAAUGAACCAGUAUGUCAAUAACAAGUUUAGCAACCAGUACAAGGCCACGAUCGGCGCCGACUUUUUGACCAAAGAGGUGAUGGUGGACGACAGGCUGGUCACCAUGCAGAUUUGGGACACGGCCGGCCAGGAACGUUUUCAGUCUCUGGGCGUGGCGUUCUACAGGGGCGCCGACUGCUGCGUGCUGGUCUACGACGUCACUUCUCCAAACACCUUUAAGACUCUGGACAGCUGGAGGGAUGAGUUCCUGAUCCAAGCCAGCCCUCGCGACCCCGAGAACUUCCCAUUUGUCGUGCUCGGAAACAAGAUGGACUUGGAGAACAGACAGGUUACUACAAAACGAGCCCAGGCCUGGUGUCAAAGCAAGAACAACAUCCCGUAUUUUGAGACCAGCGCCAAAGAAGGGAUCAACGUGGACCAGGCGUUCCAAACCAUCGCUCGCAAUGCACUCAAACAGGAGAAUGCAGGGGACCCGAGCCCGGACUUUCCAGAACCGAUCAAGCUAAGAGACGAGAAACCUGCAAACCCGAACGAUAUCUGCAGCUGCUGAGGGACGGCAAAGAAACAAAAAGCUGAUUGCAAGAAGGGGGAAAGAGAUGACCACAAUCCAGCAGGGACUAAAACACGAUCGAAGCCUCCAACCCUGCCAUGUUUGUCUUCUCUUUCUCCUUCAAGACCUUCAAAAAUGUACAAUAGCGUUCCAUUUUCUCUUUCCGAAUCUCAAUGGCACCACUUUACGGAAACAGGAGAGAGAGCAAACGUUUUUCUUAGAGUAUAGCGUAUAUCCUUUAAAUAAAAAAAAUAAAUAAAUAAAAUAAAAAAAUAUAUAUAUAUUGCUCUCAGUAUCACUACUUUGUCCAAGACUGUCACUACGUUUUAUUUUUUUAUUUUUUUUGUUUUUUCCUUCCAAAAAAAAAAAGAUCAUUGUGCCUUUAGUCCUGCUUCAUUCCAUGUGUCUUAUGUAUUUCUGUGCUGAUCCUGCAUUUCCUGCUGUAUAAACUCCACCAGUGGUAACGACA